AACCUUUGUAUCCUCUCUUCCGUCAACAAUCCCUAUGACUUGUGACCCGCUAAAACUCCUCUACGAAGCUGGAAUACCUUCAACCCAUUACGUCUAUGGAGCAAUAACAAAAUUUGAAAGUUUCAGAAGUGGAAGAUGGGCAGAGAACGACGGAGUGGACGACAGAUUUUUACUGGUGCCGCCACUACGUUAUUAAUAGAUGGCUGCAAUGGAUCGUGUAAACUUAAUAUUCUGGCAUGAAGGGUUGUAUAUGAAGAAAAAGAUAAAUUGCUUUAUUUAAUUGAAUGGCUCCAGGCCAAUUACGAGGGCCAAAAAAAUUGGCAGAAGGGUCAACUUCUGGAUCCAACAUUUAUCAACUAAGUCAAACUUCCGUUUUAGGCAACAAUUUGAGUUUGUGAUAUCACGUACUUAUGAUGUCUUGGGCGGCAUUGCAGUUUGUUCUAUGAUGUUUAGAUGGAUCGUGCCAGACAUUCCGUAGAUGUGGAUAGUCUCCAACGCAACCGAAGGAAGGAGAUUGCGACAAGUCAUCCUAGUUUACGCAAAGGCAAAGGUAAAGGGCGGGCCGGAUCUUCUUCUCAAAGUCGAGAAGAUUUUGAUGACGGAUACCAAAGGCGAGAUGGGGAUGCGAUGUCCGACGAGCAACUACUACAACUAUUGGCGCAAAAUGAUGGUCACUUUUUCCAACAACAAAACAUCCCAGAGUCCAUUGAUGAAGAGGAGCUCGAGGAUGACGAUGCGGAGGAGGACGAGGGGGGCGACGGGACUCACGGCACCCCGGAUGAUGAGCAAGAGUUGGAGGACGAGGACGGUCCAUCCCAAGUUGGUAAGAAAUCUAAAUCUCCUAUUAUAGAAAAUAAUUUUACAAAGAGGAAAGACCCAAAAACCGAUAAAUGGUACGCAAGUUGCGAUCAUUGCAAGAAGGAGUAUAGCUUGGGAACUUUCGACGGAUACGGAAGACUCAAAAGGCAUCUUAAGUCCGCGCACUCUGUGGAAUAUGCGAAAAUAGACAAAGGGAAGGGGAAACAAACUCAAAAAUCGAGGUUUGUAAAUGACCAACCUUUUGGCAAUUUCUCAUACACUGAUGCACAAAAUUUGACUGGUACGGCUAACUUACUUGUUGAAGAAAAUUUGCCUUAUUUGUUUUCUGAAAGUCUUGCUUUUAAAGAUUAUGCACAAACUUGUUUAAAUCCUCAAUUUAGAAGUUAUAGUCGCAAAACAGUUAAGAAAGAAAUUAUAAUGCUUUAUCGUGCGGAAAAGGAUAGGUUACAAAAAAAAUUGCAAACUUUGAUGGCCGUGCUACUAUUUGUUCUGACAUUUGGGAUGAUACUUAUCAUAAUUUACAUUAUUUGGGCCUGACUGCACAUUUUAUUGAUAGUGAUUGGAAUUUGCGUAAACGUGUUCUUGCUUUUCGUGAAUUUAAUGAUCGUCACACCGCUGAACAUAUUUAUAUUUUGAUUGAACGUAUUUUAACUGAGUAUAAUUUGAUUGAUAAGGUGUUUGCUAUAGGUUUUGAUAAUGCUACUAAUAAUACUGCUGCUAUACCUAGAUUGCGUUAAUUAUGUGGUUCUAAUACUUUGAUGGGUAGAUUUUUUCAUCAACGAUGUGCAUGCCGUAUUAUAGAUUUAUGUGUGCAAGACGGUAUAAAAGCGUUAGGAGAUGCUAUGGAGGUAGUCAAGGGGGG
Messenger RNA from Cuscuta epithymum, 1681 nucleotides. The record is from the annotation of a GenBank genome assembly. Lineage: Eukaryota; Viridiplantae; Streptophyta; Magnoliopsida; Solanales; Convolvulaceae.